Messenger RNA from Kickxella alabastrina, 965 nucleotides. Its product is annotated as P-loop containing nucleoside triphosphate hydrolase protein. NCBI's taxonomy places the organism in Eukaryota, Fungi, Kickxellomycota, Kickxellomycetes, Kickxellales, Kickxellaceae. The transcript is spliced from 3 exons. Gene Ontology annotation, cellular component: cytosol. The record is from RefSeq and is a predicted model, not a curated record. Gene Ontology annotation, molecular function: ATP binding; iron-sulfur cluster binding; ATP-dependent FeS chaperone activity. Gene Ontology annotation, biological process: iron-sulfur cluster assembly. The coding region runs from base 135 to 914 and encodes 259 amino acids.
CUUCAGUUUAAUGUUGCUGAGCUUUUUUCUUUCUAUUUUUUAUUGCGUUUGUAUUUUUAUAUUUAUAUUUAUAUUUUACUUCUCAAUUCAACACCAAAAUCCACCCACAAACUUUUUUAUUCCUUAAUUUCACAAUGAGUCACCCAGAGGUUGGCGAUCGGCUAGCAUCGAUCAAGCACGUUUCAUCAUGCACAGUGCAACUGGCGCUCUCACUCGCCCACCAGGGCCACAAAGUGGGUGUCCUAGACAUCGAUCUCUGUGGACCGAGCAUCCCGCGGAUGCUCGGACUAGAGGGCCAACAGAUCCACCAAGCGUCAGCAGGCUGGGUCCCCGUAUUUGCAGACUUUGAGAAGCGGCUCGGAUGCAUGUCCAUCGGAUUCCUUCUGCCCAACAAGGACUCCUCCGUGGUCUGGCGCGGGCCAAAGAAAAACGCCAUGAUUAAGCAGUUUCUCGCGGACGUUUACUGGGGAGACCUAGACUAUCUGCUUAUUGAUACGCCGCCGGGUACGAGCGACGAGCACUUGGCAGCUGUGGAGUAUUUGCAGGAGUGGAAUCCGGACGGUGCAGUGAUUAUUACUACGCCCCAGGCUGUUGCGUUGGCGGAUGUUAAAAAGGAGAUUAGCUUUUGCACAAAGGUCGGGUUGCCGGUACUUGGGCUGAUUGAAAAUAUGAGUGGGUUUGGGCUGGCUAAGCAUAUGGAGAUUCCGUUUUUGGGUCGUGCGCCCAUUGAUCCCAACCUGGUGAUGCUGCUCGAGCAGGUGGACAAGACGGUGGUGCCCAAUGUUAACGAUCCUGAGGCCGAGAAACAGACGACCGCGUCGAUAGUUGAGACGUACCAGCACUGCGAGCUGAGCAAGAUAUUUGCGAUAAUAUCCAAGGAGCUCAACCAAAGGCUGAGUGCAACAAAAAAAUAACAAUAUAAUUUUUUUUCUUUUCAAUUUCUGUUCAAAUCCAGAAUCAAAAUA